AUGGCGAAUCGCGGCCGAACGGGAUUUAUAAUAAGUCAAGGGAAGAUCCCUUUGAAAGACUACCACCACCAUCGCGACCCCGCAACGUCGCAUCAGCAGCCUUCACCUCUCCCGACGCCGCCCGAGAGGGCCUUCGCUCAACCAAUUCUUUCACUUCAGAGCCCGGCGACCGUCCAGAGCGGUUCGCUCUGGCGGGACCCAUGUGCCGGAGGCACGCUGGCGGGCAACUACCGAGUAGGGGACUACAAUGUCGAUUAUUCUGCACAGGAGUCGCAUCCGAGCGACCAAGGUCAACAGCAGCAUGGUUAUGACACGACGCCCUCACAUCAUCAACAUCAUAGGAGCUCUCUCCACCAUGGCACCGCUCACACGCCAACUCUCCAUGAGCCGCCCACUAGCCAUCACUCCCAUCAUCCGGCCAUGCAGCAACACCAGCAGCACCCUCACCACUCUCACCACUCCCAUCAGGUUCUAAUGGACCCGGGGCACCACAUGGGCCACGCCCGGCACUUGGGCCCGCCUCACUACGGUGCUCCGGGCCCAGUCGUUGCUCCUUUGUAUCCAUCCAUGACAACGCCUACACAAUCUCAUGCGCCCCAUGGAGCACCAAAAAGACCGAGACCAGACGAGCUUGACCUGUCCGUUCCCGGAAUUGACCUUGAGCAGACGGACCUCGAGACCAUGCAGCAGACCCCUCUGGGCACCGCCUAUGGACAAGCGACCCAGCAAGUGCAAGCUCCUACGCACCAUCACCAUCGACUACCCGAUACAGGACCCCCUUCCAAGAUGAUGAGGCGUGAUGGUGACGGCGGAGACAGAGGCGGUGCUCCGAGCGUCGUGGGACAAGCAGGCAUGCCGACUCCGGCACCGAGACCAAGGGGCCCGAAGCUAAAGUUCACACCCGAAGACGACCAGCUCCUCAUAGAUUUGAAAGAGAACAAAUCCCUGACAUGGAAGCAAAUCGCGGAUUUCUUCCCCGGGAGAUCAUCAGGGACACUGCAGGUGCGCUAUUGUACGAAGCUCAAAGCCAAGACCACCCAAUGGACCGACGAAACGGACCAAAAGCUUCGCACUGCACUGCAAGACUACGAGAAUGAGAAAUGGCGCAUCGUAGCUAACAAGGUCGGAACCGGCUUCACCCCUGCUGCCUGCCGAGAACGCACGCAGGAAUUGAUGGGCGGUCCUCCCUUAUAG
Messenger RNA from Colletotrichum godetiae, 1194 nucleotides. RefSeq lists its product as uncharacterized. Gene Ontology annotation, cellular component: snRNA-activating protein complex. Gene Ontology annotation, molecular function: RNA polymerase II cis-regulatory region sequence-specific DNA binding; RNA polymerase III type 3 promoter sequence-specific DNA binding. The transcript has 4 exons. Bases 1 to 1194 code for a protein of 397 amino acids. Gene Ontology annotation, biological process: snRNA transcription by RNA polymerase III; snRNA transcription by RNA polymerase II. NCBI's taxonomy places the organism in Eukaryota, Fungi, Ascomycota, Sordariomycetes, Glomerellales, Glomerellaceae. The record is from RefSeq and is a predicted model, not a curated record.